Messenger RNA from Phytophthora sojae, 1965 nucleotides. RefSeq lists its product as hypothetical. Bases 1 to 1881 code for a protein of 626 amino acids. The record is from RefSeq and is a predicted model, not a curated record. NCBI's taxonomy places the organism in Eukaryota, Oomycota, Peronosporomycetes, Peronosporales, Peronosporaceae. The transcript has a single exon. Gene Ontology annotation, molecular function: metal ion binding; cysteine-type deubiquitinase activity.
AUGAGCAGUCCGCCAUCAUUCCGCCGCUCUCGACUCGAGCGCGCCAGCAGUGCAGACCUGGCGUCGUCGUCGCUGUUCCGCCGCUUCAAGCCGAGCAGCAUCAAGACGCCGACCUCCGAGCCGCUCGCCGCCUCUCAGCCGCCGCCGCGGCACUCGCACCGCCGCAUCCUGUCGCGCGACCGCCGGCGCCCCAUGGUCAUCUACUACUCGAGCAACUCGGCCGACCUGGUCGACGACUCGAAGCUCACGUCCACUGUGCGCAGCCUCGAUGCCACUGUGUACACAGAUGGCGAGUUGUCUGAAGACGAAUUGGCCACGCCCAGCUCCAAGCGCUUCGGCUUCGGCGACGACGACCGCUUCGACUCUGACGGGAAGGUGCCGGACUUCGCCGCCACCGCCGGCCCACGAGACACAAUGGGCCGCAGCCACAGCCGAGGAGGACGCGCGCUCAUGCGCAUGUCCCAGACCUUCAGCCGCGCCUCGGAGCGCAUCGACACGCACCAUGGCGAGGGACGUCGCCGCGCGGCGAGGCAGAGCGCCAAGUACGACGUGACGUGGCGAGAGGACGACGAGAGCGAGUGCUGCCGCGUGUGCUUCGCCAUGUUCACGAAGCUGUCGCGUCGGCGCCACCACUGCCGCGUGUGCGGCGAGCUCGUGUGCGGCGCCUGCUCGCAGGACCAAGUGUCUCUCACCGACAAGUUCUCCACCCCGAGACGCGCCUGUGUGGCGUGUUGCAGUUUGCUGCAAGCCAUGGCGUGCGCGGGAGACGACCGCGUUAAGGUAGUGGAGCCGGACGCGGCAACUGCAACGCCCGUCAAGAGGCACCACCAGUCGGCGCCCGCGGCAUCUUGCCACUCGCCUGCCGGCAACUCGAUGCCCGCGCCCGCGGCAACCCCUCGCUACCGCGACCGACUCACGGAAGUGCACCGAGUCAUGGCGGCCGGCAAACUGUCGCGUCGUCGUGGCAGCGCUGAGAAGAAAAUGUUCGUCAUCUCCAGUCGCUGGUUGCGCACGUGGCUGGCGUUCACGUCCUCGGCCAGUUCCAACUCGAGCCGCAAUUUGGACUACGGGUUUGAGCCGGAGAAAUCGUCCUCUCCCCCCAACGGCAAGAGCGACAAGGCCGCACCUGGUCCCAUUGACAACUUGUCGCUGUUGGAACUGUCCCGUGGCAAACUCGUGCGUCGUCCGGGUCUCAUCCGUGACGAAGUUCUCGCUGGUGAUGCGGCGAGCUCAGUCGAAGAUGCCGACUACCAACUGCUGUCUCCUGAGGUGUGGGAGGUUUUCCAGCGUCUGUACGGCGGCGCACCUGCCAUUUACGUGAAUUUGACCAGCGACGACCCCACCGAGUGGAUCGUUGACGUCUGUGGUCUGCUGGCUUCGGGUACCAAUGCCAAUGGCACGAAGGUGCAGGUGAUUCCUGCGGUGGAGCGAGCGCUGACUACGCGUCACCACAGCGAGAAUGCAUUCGUCGAAGUUCGAGACCCACGAUCGGGCUCGAACCCGGCCUGGACCCCAACGGAGUCGCCCGUGAACAGUCGAUUCGCCAUGUCGAGCUCCAAGCACCAGCCACCCAAGAGUCCGGCAUGGACGGCCACGAGCAGCAGCAGCAGCAGCUCGUUGAGCGAAGACAAGGAGCAGCCCACGAGCAGCGGCAGGAUGCAGCUUGAAGACUUGGAGUCGGACGUCGCGUCGAUGUCCGUCGGGGCGAGGAAAGCCUCGUCGGAGGAGCACCUGGCUGAGGAUGACGCCCGAUCCACGACCUCGAUGCGCAGCCCGACCGCCGCGCUGGCAGCAUCGGCCUUUGCCGUUGCUAUGAAGCAGGCGAGAUUGAACGCCCAGAAGGCCAUCGACGACCGCGCUUCCCGCGUCGUUGCCGCCUAAGAUACUUUCUACAUGUAGAGUAUUAAUCCAGAUCGAGGCAGGUCUACCAAACUUAUCUAUCAACAAAGCAUGCAUUGCACUCUU